ACAAGAAUAGUCAAUAAUGUCAUACUCCAAGAUCAAUGAUAGGGGAGACCCAAAUACAUCUUUAAUUGACCAAGAAGACUUGAUUCUGGGAAACAACAUCACAGCACAGCCUUAUAUCAUCCCCGAUGUGGAGCAGGGACCAACUACAGCCAAUGUCACGGGUCAGAUACCCCUCCAACCCGAAGUAAUUAAGCCGCAAGUGCCAAUUAAUGCUGCCAAUUCACAUAUGUUUCAAAUAAAUUUUUACAGACAAUUCUUCGAUCUUGAUACAGAGACAUUUUUCCAUAAGUUACAAAGGGCUAUGAAUCCCUUAGAUAGGUCAUUCUCUGGAGAAAGCACCGAUGAAAAUGGAACUGAUAAUGGACCUACUGAAUUGUAUGGAUUUAUUUGGAUCACUGGUACACUCAUUUUCCUUAUGUUUGUCAGUUCUACAGGAUCUAAUAUCAUUUCAUCUUGGAUUCAUUCUGAUGGGAAAGAUCCAUCAGAAAAAUAUGAAUAUAAAUUUGAUCUUCUUACAUUAUCGGUGAGUCUUUUCUACGGAUAUAAUUUGAUUGUUCCAGUAGGAUUAUACGCAUUUACCAGUUGGAUUCUCAAAUUUCCUCAUAAAUUACCACUUUUAGAACUUAUUUCAAUCUAUGGAUAUACAAAUAUUCUUUGGAUACCUAUCACUGUUGUUAAUUUUGUAAUUGCUAUACUUGUGAGUCAAAAACAUAACUUGAUGUUAAACAUUAUUGAAUGGACUAUUGUUGUACUUAGUGGAUUUAUUACAGGAGCCAGUAACUUGAGCAAACUUAGCCCAAUUAUACAGAGAAAUUGUUUACUUUUAGCUGAAGCAGAUAAUAUUGAUUCGAAAAAAUUACAUUUUAUUCUUGUUGGUAUCCUUGCAUUUUUACAUUUAUGUUUUACAGUUCUGGUUAAAAUUUGUUUCUUUGGAUUUGAUUAAUUUCUAAAGCCCUAAAUUUUAUUUUAACAAAUUAUUAGUUUCGAUGCGUGCGCCCACCGAUAACAAUUAAA
Messenger RNA from [Candida] anglica, 1014 nucleotides. The record is from the annotation of a GenBank genome assembly. NCBI's taxonomy places the organism in Eukaryota, Fungi, Ascomycota, Pichiomycetes, Serinales, Debaryomycetaceae.